This is a messenger RNA of Rana temporaria (common frog), 1630 nucleotides long. RefSeq names its product O-sialoglycoprotein endopeptidase (gene OSGEP). The record is from RefSeq and is a predicted model, not a curated record. Gene Ontology annotation, biological process: tRNA threonylcarbamoyladenosine modification. Gene Ontology annotation, cellular component: cytoplasm; EKC/KEOPS complex. NCBI's taxonomy places the organism in Eukaryota, Metazoa, Chordata, Amphibia, Anura, Ranidae. The transcript has 12 exons. Bases 124 to 1131 code for a protein of 335 amino acids.
GCGCUGGGGGGGGGGGGUCACGUGACGCUCCAGCACCCGGGGAGGGAGGAGAAGGUGCUGUACAUGAGGCGUGCUCUGUGACAUAUCUGAGAAGGAAGGGAAAGGGAUAUAGAAGUGGUAACAAUGACUAUUGUACUUGGAUUUGAAGGCAGUGCCAACAAAAUUGGUGUUGGGGUUAUUCAGGAUGGAAAGGUUCUCAGCAACCCAAGAAGAACCUAUAUAACACCUCCAGGACAAGGUUUCCUUCCUAGUGACACAGCUCGUCAUCACCGCUCCUGUAUACUGGAAGUGCUACAUGAAGCUCUAGAGGAAGCAAAGAUACAACCAAAGGAUAUAGACUGUGUGGCUUACACUAAAGGACCUGGAAUGGGAGCACCUUUGGUUUCAGUAGCCAUAGUGGCGCGCACAGUAGCACAGCUCUGGAAUAAACCUCUGUUGGGAGUAAAUCAUUGCAUAGGUCAUAUUGAAAUGGGGCGACUGAUUACAGGUGCUGAAAACCCCACUGUUUUGUAUGUGAGUGGAGGCAACACACAGGUCAUUGCAUACUCUGAACGUCGGUAUCGGAUAUUUGGUGAAACAAUAGAUAUAGCUGUUGGAAACUGUUUGGACCGCUUUGCUAGAGUUCUAAAGAUCCCAAAUGAUCCCAGUCCUGGAUAUAAUAUUGAGCAAAUGGCCAAGAAGGGCAAAAAAUUUGUGGAGCUGCCAUACACAGUGAAAGGAAUGGAUGUGUCCUUCUCUGGCAUACUUUCUUACAUUGAGGACAUGGCUCACAAAAUGUUGUCUUCAGGAGACUCUACACCAGAGGACCUCUGUUUUUCUUUGCAGGAGACUUUGUUUGCCAUGCUUGUAGAGAUCACAGAACGGGCUAUGGCUCAUUGCGGCUCAAAAGAAGUACUAAUAGUUGGUGGCGUUGGAUGUAACAUUCGCUUACAAAAGAUGAUGGAGAUUAUGUGCAAGGAACGAGGUGCCAAAUUGUUUGCAACAGAUGAAAGCUUUUGCAUAGAUAAUGGUGCCAUGAUUGCUCAAGCUGGAUGGGAAAUGUUUCGCUCUGGUCACACCACACCGCUGCAAGACUCCUGGAUAACUCAGAGGUUCAGGACAGAUGAGGUGGAGGUUACAUGGAGAGACUGAAACCUGGAGGGCUUCUAAAAAGAUAUUGGAAUAGUUUAUUAUUUCAAGUUUGUUUUAUUGACCUGUCAAACCCUGAAGAGUCAUAGAGGGCAGAUCUGUGGAUCAGGCAGUGCUGUGAAAAAUACAUUUUUAUUUGUGUAUGUGAUCUGCCUUUAAAGCGCCUGUUAUAGUGAACCCCCUAGAUGCUAUAUGUUCUGCCUUUUGCCUGUGUGUCAGGUUUAUAGAGGUGUACAAGGAACUCACAACAGGUGGAAGUGCCCAUAAUUUUCAACUUGCAGCUUAAAGCAUCAGGACCCAAAGAAAACUGCAGUUAAAGGAAAUGUGCUGGCUACCAUUGCUGACUUUCUGGAAACCUCGCUGUCAUGUUGACAGACUAAAUGAAGUACUUUGAGUGACCAACGUACAACAAGAGUGCAGAUCAAGACUUCACUCCAAUACUCCUUUUGUCAAGGUUAUUGACUCAAAUCGUGAAAUUAAAGGAUCACAACGACGCACUACA